ACACACUUUCACAUAUAUACAUAUAGAAGAAAAGAUCAAUAUAUAUUAUUACACAUAAUUCAUAAACAAAGAUAUGGAGAACUUCCCUUUGAUCAACAUGGAGAAGCUCAAUGGUGAAGAGAGAGGAGCCACCAUGAACAAGAUUAAGGAUGCUUGUGAAAACUGGGGAUUCUUUGAGUUAGUGAACCAUGGGAUUUCACAUGAGCUACUGGACACCGUAGAAAGAAUGACAAAAGGGCAUUACAAGAAGUGCAUGGAGGUUAGGUUCAAAGAAAUGGUGGCAGCCAAAGCAUUAGAAGGUGUUAAGACAGAAGUAAACAAUAUGGACUGGGAAAGCACUUUCUUCAUGCGCCAUCUCCCCACCUCUAACAUCUCUGAAAUCCCUGAUCUUGAUGAUCAAUACAGGGAAUUAAUGAGGGAUUUUGCUGGUAAACUCGAAAAGCUAGCAGAGGACCUUUUAGACUUGCUAUGUGAGAAUCUUGGAUUGGAGAAAGGAUACCUUAAGAAAGCAUUCAAGGGAUCAAAAGCUCCAAACUUUGGAACCAAAGUUAGCAACUACCCACCAUGCCCCACCCCGGAUUUGAUCAAGGGUCUUAGAGCACAUACCGAUGCUGGUGGCAUCAUCUUGCUGUUCCAAGAUGAUAAAGUCAGUGGCCUUCAGCUCCUUAAGGACGGUGAAUGGAUCGAUGUUCCACCUCUUCGCCAUUCCAUUGUUAUCAACCUUGGUGACCAGAUUGAGGUGAUCACCAAUGGGAAGUACAAGAGUGUGAUGCACAGAGUUAUUGCUCAGACUGAUGGAGCACGAAUGUCGAUUGCAUCUUUUUACAAUCCUGGUAAUGAUGCUGUGAUCUAUCCGGCUAAAGCAUUGGUGAAAGAACAAGCAGCGAAUGAACAGGCUUAUCCAAAAUUUGUAUUUGAUGACUACAUGAAGUUAUAUGCUGGCUUGAAGUUCCAGGCAAAAGAGCCGAGGUUUGAAGCCAUGAAAGCAGCAGAAGCAUAUGUCACUUCCGGUCCUGCUGCAACAGCUUAAUGUCAUGUGUUACAAAGCAAAGAUUUACAUAUAUUUUUCCUUUUUUUUAUUUAACAUUGCUUUACCAGUCUUAUUGGUAUUGCAUUGUAACAUAUUUUUUCUACCUAGCUUUCUUAAUUGGUUUGGUGUGCUUAAUAUAUCUUGGAGUGUGACCAAAAGCGUAUCAUUUGUUGUAUGAUCUCUUGAAAUGAAACUUUAUUGUUUUUUUCAAA
Erigeron canadensis is the source of this 1242-nucleotide messenger RNA. Its product is annotated as 1-aminocyclopropane-1-carboxylate oxidase 3-like. The record is from RefSeq and is a predicted model, not a curated record. The transcript is spliced from 4 exons. Lineage: Eukaryota; Viridiplantae; Streptophyta; Magnoliopsida; Asterales; Asteraceae. Bases 74 to 1030 code for a protein of 318 amino acids.